This is a messenger RNA of Gordionus sp. m RMFG-2023, 1782 nucleotides long. Its product is annotated as vacuolar protein sorting-associated protein 4B-like. Gene Ontology annotation, biological process: endosomal transport; vacuole organization. The record is from RefSeq and is a predicted model, not a curated record. The transcript is spliced from 12 exons. Lineage: Eukaryota; Metazoa; Nematomorpha; Gordioida; Chordodea; Parachordodidae. The coding region runs from base 46 to 1371 and encodes 441 amino acids. Gene Ontology annotation, molecular function: ATP hydrolysis activity; ATP binding.
CUAUUUUAUUACGCAACAUAUAUUCAAAAUUGCAUCUAAAAUCAUAUGGCAUCAACCCUUCAAAAGGCCAUUGAACUGGUUAAUAAAGCUACUGAAGAAGAUAAAAAUAAAAAUUAUGAAGAAGCUUUACGUCUUUAUCAGUUUGCUGUUGAAUAUUUUUUACAUGCAAUCAAAUAUGAGGCCCAAAAUGAUAAAUCAAAGGAAACUUUACGCUCUAAAUGUAAUGAAUAUCUCAAUAGGGCCGAAAAAUUAAAACAAUAUAUUGCCAAACAGAAACACCAAAAAAAACCAUUGAAAGCUGGAGAAACCUCAAAUUCAUCUCACAAAGACAAAGAUGGAAAUUAUAAUAAUAACAGUGAGGAUGAAGAGGACCCCGAUAAGAAAAAAUUGAUGAGCCAAUUACAAGGAGCUAUUUUAACCGAAAAACCAAACGUGAAGUGGUCGGACAUAAUAGGCUUAGAGGGCGCUAAAGAAGCACUUAAGGAAGCAGUCAUACUACCAAUAAAGUUCCCUCAUUUAUUUACAGAAAAGCGUAAACCGUGGAAAGGAAUUCUGCUUUUCGGACCCCCUGGGACGGGUAAAUCAUACCUUGCUAAGGCCGUGUCUACCGAGGCCUCCAAUUCGACAUUUUUCGCCGUUUCGUCUUCAGAUCUCGUCUCCAAAUGGCUAGGGGAAAGCGAAAAGUUAGUGAAAAAUCUUUUCGAAAUGGCGCGACAAAACAAACCAUCCAUAGUAUUUAUCGACGAACUCGAUUCACUCUGCUCUUCUCGUUCCGAGCAAGAAAGCGAAUCGGCCCGCAGGAUAAAGACCGAAUUUUUGGUACAAAUGCAAGGUGUAGGAAAUAAUAACGAUGGCGUAUUGAUUCUGGGUGCUACUAAUAUUCCUUGGGUACUCGACUCGGCUAUCAGGAGAAGGUUCGAGAAAAGGAUCUACAUUCCGCUUCCUGAUUAUCCGGCACGCGUUCAAAUGUUCAAACUUUACAUGGGACCGUCUAACAUAACGGAAAACGAUUAUACUGAACUAGGCAGACGAACCGAGGGAUAUUCUGGCUCCGACAUUCAUCAGGUCGUUAGGGACUCACUCAUGCAACCAAUCAGGAAAGUUCAAUCAGCUACCCAUUUCAAAAAAGUUAGAGGUCCUUCCCGUAAGGAUCCGGCUAUUAUAGUUAAUGACCUCCUUACCCCUUGCUCACCGGGCGACGUCGGAGCAAUGGAAAUGUCAUGGAUGAAUGUCCCUGGUGAUAAAUUGUUAGAACCUCAAGUUACCAGGGUCGAUAUAUUCCAAUCACUCUCCAAACAAAAACCGACAAUUACUGAAUUAGAUUUGGUUAAAUUAAAGAAAUUCUCCGAAGAUUUUGGUCAAGAUGGGUGAUAGGUUUUAUUUUCUCCCCUUCAAUCUCAUUAUUUAUUUUCAUUUCACUUUUUAUUAUAAAUGAUUAUUAAUGUUUCCCUUUGUGAGCAGAUACGCUGCAAAAAUGUUUUCAAACAACGUAUAAAUCAAUGAAUGAUCAAUCGUAUAACGAUAUUUAUGAUUUUUUUUUAUUAGUAUUAUAAUAUAAUUUAGAUAUUUAAAAAAAAAAUACUACAGCUUAUCACCUAACAAUGUUCCAUAACCAGCUCAUAUAAGGCAAAUAAAAAUAAGAGCUGUUAUCUAUGAGAUUCAACUUUUAUAUAAUUUAUUAUAUUAUGUUAUUUCAUCUUAUCAAAGAUUUAUAUUAUUUACACCCAGAUCAUUCUCCAUUCAUUGUAAAAAUAUCUUUUCUACACCCCCCCCCUCCAUUAA